Messenger RNA from Oryza sativa Japonica Group (Japanese rice), 2444 nucleotides. NCBI's taxonomy places the organism in Eukaryota, Viridiplantae, Streptophyta, Magnoliopsida, Poales, Poaceae. The record is from RefSeq and is a predicted model, not a curated record.
CCCCUUCUCCCCCUCUUCCCCCCCGGCUGCGUCUCCUCCUCCUCCGCCGCCGCCGCCGCCGCCUCCUUCUCCGACGAUGCCUUCCCUCCCCGUCGCCGCCGCCGAGCCGAUGGCCGUCGACGAGUCGGCCUCCAAGAAGUCGAAGCGCAAGCUGAAGGCGGCGGAGGUGGAGGUGGAGGCCUCGUCGAGGAAGAAGGAGAAGAAGGAGAAGAAGCGGAAGGCGAAGGAGCCGUCGCCAUCGUCCUCCUCCUCAUCCGAGGAGGAGGAGAGGAGCAGCACGAGCUCCGACGAGCCGGCGCCCGCCGCGAAGAAGGCGAAGAAGGAGAAGACGAAGGAGAAGGUGGUGGUGGAGGAGGAGGAGGAGGACGACGACGAAGGGGAGCUCACCGCCAGCGGCGACGAGGAUCCCGCCGACCCCAACGCGCUCGCCAACUUCAGGAUCUCGGAGUCGCUCAGGGAGAAGCUCAAGUCCAAGGGGAUCAAGGCGCUGUUCCCCAUCCAGGCCACCACCUUCGAUCUCGUCCUCGACGGCCACGACCUGGUCGGCCGCGCGCGCACUGGACAGGGAAAAACAUUGGCUUUUGUUCUACCGAUACUUGAGUCAUUAGUUAAUGGGACACACAAGGCAUCCAGAAGGACUGAUUAUGGCAGGCCUCCAACUGUUUUGGUUCUGUUGCCUACCAGAGAGCUAGCCAAGCAGGUGCACACAGACUUUGCAUUUUAUGGUGCAACAUUUGGGCUAUCUGCAUGCUGCGUAUAUGGGGGUUCUGAUUAUCGUUCUCAAGAAAUGGCAAUCAGAAAGGGGGUUGACAUUGUUGUUGGAACUCCUGGUCGUGUGAAGGACUUUGUUGAAAAGGGAACCCUCAAUUUUAGGUCUUUGAAAUUCCGUGUCCUUGAUGAGGCUGAUGAGAUGCUUAAUAUGGGCUUCGUUGAUGAUGUUGAGCUUAUUCUUGGCAAAGUUGAAGAUGUUACAAAAGUACAGACACUUCUCUUCAGCGCUACUAUACCAGAGUGGGUGAAGAAGCUCUCCUUGAGAUUUCUCAAAUCUGGAAAGAAAACGGUUGAUCUUGUUGGAGAUGAGAAAUUGAAAGCUAGUGCAUCUGUUAGGCAUCUUGCUCUUCCUUGUAACCGUGCUGCAAGGGCUCAAGUUAUUCCAGACAUCAUCCGAUGCUAUAGCCGUGGAGGCCGGACCAUUAUCUUUACCGAGACAAAAGAAUCUGCAUCAGACCUCUCUGGUUUGAUUGCUGGAUCACGUGCCUUGCAUGGUGAUGUUGCUCAAGCUCAGCGUGAAGUUAUUCUUGCUGGGUUCAGGAGUGGCAAGUUUUUAGUUUUGGUUGCUACAAACGUGGCUGCACGAGGGCUGGACAUUAAUGAUGUGCAGCUUAUCAUUCAGUGUGAACCUCCACGUGAUGUUGAAGCCUACAUACACCGGUCAGGUCGGACUGGGAGAGCAGGCAAUACUGGUGUUGCUGUCAUGCUUUUUGAACCCAGAUAUAAGUUCAAUGUGAACAGAAUAGAAAGGGAGUCUGGGGUCAAAUUUGAACAUAUCUCUGCACCACAGCCAACUGAUGUGGCACAAUCUGCUGGUACUGAAGCAGCAGAAGCCAUUUCCAGUGUUUCAGACAGUGUCAUUCCUGUUUUUCGGGAGCAAGCUGAGCAACUAUUGAACUCUUCCGGGAUGUCUGCAGUUGAUCUACUAGCCAAAGCACUUGCGAAGGCAGUUGGCUACACGGACAUAAAGAAGAGAUCCUUGCUGUCUUCUAUGGACAACCACACUACAUUACUUCUUCAAACUGGUCGAUCGGUGUAUGCAGCAGGAUUUGUUCUUUCUACUUUGAAAAGGUUUAUGCCAGAAGAGAGACUUGCAGAUGUAAAGGGUAUAACCAUCACUGCUGAUGGGACAGGUGCUGUAUUUGAUGUUCCUUCAGCAGAGGUUGAAGACUAUAUUCAAGGUGCACAGAACGCUGCCAUGGUGACUGUCGAGGAAGUGAAACAAUUGCCACCCUUGCAAGAGAGGGAACAGUCUGGUGGCAGCCGAGGUGGAGGAAGGUUUGGAAACAGGAGAUUUUCUGGUGGUGGUGGUGGCCGGGGUGGAGGCGGCAGAGGGUUCGGUGGAGGCAGAGGCAGGGGAGGUGGCGGCGGCAACAGGUUUAACAAGAGGUACUAGCUGUUGCUGGAGCACUCUCAUUUUUGACCUAUAGGUUGAGCCAAGGCACAGGGAAUCGCCAAAAUUUUGACUGCGCCAUGUAUCGGUUUUUUGUUUAUUUGUUAGUGUUUGUGUGUUCGAGAUUAUGAUGAUCAAUUUUGCCAUCGCAAUAGUGUACAAUAUUGAUCUGAUACUUGCUACAUAGUAACUGUUAAGAAUGAAGCUAUAUACUUGUUUCCCCAUCGGCUAUUACCGAAGCUUUUGAAUGAAUGCAAAAUAUGUCGUCUGUGAACAACAA